ACAAAGAAGACAGACUAGAUGAAGAACACCUACCAGACGAAGAAGACAAAUGAUGUCUCAACCUAGAGGAAACGACAUUAAGAAUCAAGAGGAAUAUGUGGACCCAUUUUUUUGUCUUUGAUGUGCCGAAGUGCAAAUGUGGAGUUAACGCAAAAGUUAUGGUGGCUUGGACUGAGAAAAACCCCGGUCAAAGGUCCUUUCGUUGCUCAAACAGGAAGUGUAGUUUUUUUAAUUGGUACGACGAAGAAUAUGCUCCCCACAUUAAGAAUAUGUUGAACUCAUUGAAGAAAGAAAAGGAGAUACUUCAGAAGGAAGGUGAAGUCAUCAAGGGGGAUCUGUUUUACCAGAAGUUUUUGAAUGAGAGAUGCACUGUUCUUGACUCAAUUGCAAUGGAGUCUGAGCUUGAAGAACUGAAGGGGAACACUGUGAAAAUGAUUGAAUUUGAGAAGGAAAACAAGAAACUGAAUUAUGAGAAGGCUGUGUUCAAAUAUUCUCUUAUCGCUGUUGUUGUAUUAGGCUUGGCCUUAUUGUUUGUGUUUUAGGUUUAUUGUGUAUGUAUGAACUUAGUUAAUUGUAUGCAGUUGAACUAAGUUAACUUAACUGUAUGAAAACUACUUGAUGUAUUUUAUCAACUAAAUCUAUUUGCAGUUGAUUGUAGGAAAAACUUGUAUUUUGAAAAAAGUUAAGUUAUCUAUCUA
Messenger RNA from Mercurialis annua (annual mercury), 698 nucleotides. RefSeq lists its product as uncharacterized. The transcript is spliced from 2 exons. Gene Ontology annotation, molecular function: zinc ion binding. Bases 96 to 542 code for a protein of 148 amino acids. Lineage: Eukaryota; Viridiplantae; Streptophyta; Magnoliopsida; Malpighiales; Euphorbiaceae. The record is from RefSeq and is a predicted model, not a curated record.